Macrosiphum euphorbiae (potato aphid) is the source of this 948-nucleotide messenger RNA. The record is from the annotation of a GenBank genome assembly. NCBI's taxonomy places the organism in Eukaryota, Metazoa, Arthropoda, Insecta, Hemiptera, Aphididae.
AUGAAGAAAAACGAAAACACCCAACAUUUCCAAUACAAAAAUGGCAACCACGAUACAAACACUACAAAUUACAGCACUCGGACACCACAAAUUAAUAAGUUAAAAGAGUUUAAUCAACCUGGCAAGGACACUAGCGACGCUGGUUCAUUUUAUAGUUGUUUAUUUACACCUGGUAAAGGUUUCGGUGUUAGUUCAACUGAGAAGGAUGCAUGGUAUUACAAUAUGAAUCAUACAAAACGUGGGAAGGCUAUAAUUUUUAAUCAUGAACACUUUCAAGUUAAGAAUAAAAAGUUGGAAUCUAGAGCUGGAACUGGGAUGGAUUGUCGUAAUUUAGAAGUAUCCUUAAAUAACCUCGGUUUCAGUGUUACUCCAUAUGAAAAUUUAACGUUGGACGAACUGAAUGAUAAAAUUGACUAUUGGGCUAAAAAUGACUAUACAAAACAUGAUUGUUUUUUAAUGGCGGUAUUAUCUCAUGGUGAACAAGGAAUCAUUUAUGCUAAAGAUAGAGGUUAUAAACCAGAGGAUACUCUUUGGGGACGAUUUACUGGUGACAAAUGUGUUACAUUAGCUGGUAAACCAAAGCUAUUCUUCAUUCAGGCUUGUCAAGGAGACCGAUUGGACAGUGGAGUUGAGUUAAGAACACAAGUGGAUGGUCCUUCUUCAUUCAAAAUACCAAUUUAUGCUGAUAUGCUUAUAGCAUACUCUACAGUUCCUAAUUUUGCUGCAUGGCGCAACCCCAAAGGAUCUUGGUUUAUAGAAGCCCUGUGCGAUGCUCUCAAUAAAUAUGGUUAUGUACAUGACCUAUUAACUAUACUGACAUUGGUGAAUCGUAAUGUGGCUAUUGAAUUUGAAUCUAAUUCCACUGAUCCUAAGAUGAAUAAGAAAAAACAAAUUCCUUGUAUUACAUCUAUGUUAACCAGAUUUGUAAAAUUUGAAAAAGAAAAUUAA